This is a messenger RNA of Colletotrichum chrysophilum, 1071 nucleotides long. RefSeq lists its product as uncharacterized. Gene Ontology annotation, biological process: steroid biosynthetic process. NCBI's taxonomy places the organism in Eukaryota, Fungi, Ascomycota, Sordariomycetes, Glomerellales, Glomerellaceae. Bases 1 to 1071 code for a protein of 356 amino acids. The record is from RefSeq and is a predicted model, not a curated record. The transcript has 2 exons. Gene Ontology annotation, molecular function: 3-beta-hydroxy-Delta5-steroid dehydrogenase (NAD+) activity.
AUGGCCGAAGAAACAUACCUCGUCACCGGCGGCUGCGGCUUUAUCGGCUCGCACAUCGUCGAGAAGCUCCUGCAAAAGUACCCCUCCGCGCGCGUGGCCGUGCUCUCGCGCAACCCGACGACAAACACCUUCCCCCGCGCCACGUACCAUGCCGGCGACGUCGCCUCGGCGGACGACGUGACGCGGAUCGUCAACGAGGUGCGCCCGACGGUCGUCUUCCACUGUGCGGGUAUGAUGACGGUCGGGCGGAAGACGAUGGCGGACGAGUUCGUGCGGGCGAUUAAUGUGGAUGGCACGCGGAACGUGCUGGAGGCUGGCAAGAAGGUGGGCGUGAAGGCGUUUGUGACGACGAGCAGCGCGAGUGUGGUACAGAAGGAGAUGUUUCGGGAUAUUGUGGCGGGGGAUGAGGGGUUGGGGUUGGCGGAGGAGGGGGAUGAUACGUUGAUUUAUCCCAAGACGAAGGCUGCUUCGGAUAAGAUGACGCUGGAGUAUGACGAUCCCAAGGGCAUGCGGACGUGUACCCUCCGUCCGGCGGCGGUGCACGGUGAGAGGGACAACGAUAUCACGCCGAAUCUGAUGCGCAAUUACCGCCUGGGGAGGAACAAAGUCCAGCUGGGGGAUAACUCGAACCUCUUCUCGACGACGUACGUGGGCAACGCGGCGGACGCGCACAUCGCUGCCUCGGACAAGCUACUGACGGCGCCUGAGGGGGUUGCCGGGGAGGCCUUCUUCAUCACCAACGGGCCGCCGAUGAAGUUUUGGGAUUUCAGCAGGACGAUGUGGAAGGCUGCCGGUGAUGAGACUAAGAUUGAGGAUGUGAAGGUCGUGAGUUUGAACAUGGCGCUGGCGUACGCGUGGGCUAUGGAGUGGUUUUAUUGGUUCAAGGGGGAGGUGUCGCCUUUGAAUCGGACGAUUGUGCGGUUUGCAUGUAUGAGUCGGUGGUAUGUUAUUGAUAAGGCGAAGGAGAGACUUGGAUGGGAGCCUGCGGUUGGGAAUGAGGAGGGGAUCAGGAGGGCUGUGGUGUGGUUUUUGGAAAAUGAGAAGAUGGGGAAGGGGACCAUGAGCAGUUAG